Messenger RNA from Quercus robur (English oak), 2708 nucleotides. RefSeq names its product L-type lectin-domain containing receptor kinase SIT2-like. Gene Ontology annotation, cellular component: plasma membrane. Gene Ontology annotation, biological process: protein phosphorylation. Bases 368 to 2428 code for a protein of 686 amino acids. Gene Ontology annotation, molecular function: carbohydrate binding; ATP binding; protein kinase activity. NCBI's taxonomy places the organism in Eukaryota, Viridiplantae, Streptophyta, Magnoliopsida, Fagales, Fagaceae. The record is from RefSeq and is a predicted model, not a curated record. The transcript is spliced from 2 exons.
UGAGAUUUCUACCUAACAUUAAUUGUCCAAUUGACGCAAUAUAUAGAAUUCAUACUAGCUGAUAGAAAUAGAGAAGGAGGCGGACUAACAAGAUUCCCUUGUGUACGCACCAAGAAACAUUUUUUCAUCAUACUUUAAAAAAAACAUGGAUGACCAGGAUUGCAUUUUUCUUAAGUUCACACUAGAGCUUCUUUUCCAAUCACAGUUCCUACUUGACUAGACACACCAUUUUCUUUGUGAGUCAAUUAUUCUGUUAUCCCAUAACUAUAAUAACACAGAUAUUGUUGUUAAACUUGGGCAAAGAAGAAGACAUAUAUCUCUGAGUCAAGUGACUCUUAAUCAAGCCAAAACCCCUCUCUUCAGAAAAAUGGGCCUUUUUCAACUUUUCCCAAUGGCUACAAUCCUUGUAUCACUUCAUUUCCAGAUAAUUUUCUAUGUUUCCAAUAUUCCCCUGGCCUUUGCUCAAAAUGAAAACCAAUUCAUCUACAAUGGCUUCCUUCAAGCCAAGCUGCAUCUUGAUGGAUCUGCUAAAAUUACCAGCAAUGGCCUACUGCUGCUAACCAAUACCGUAAACAAUUCAUACCCGCAAGUUGGUCACGCUUUCUUCCAAUUUCCUUUAAAAUUCAACACAACUUCCUCAGGUUUAAGUCCAUCUCUCUCAUUUUCUACAAACUUUGUAUUCGCCAUUGUUCCACAAGUGCCAAAUGUUGGAGGUCACGGCAUGGCCUUCACCAUCAGUCCAUCAAGUAACUUUACCAACGUUGUAGGAAAUCAGUAUCUAGGACUGUUCAAUUCUUCAAAUGAAGGCCUUACUUCAAACCACAUUUUGGCCAUCGAGCUUGACACUGCUCUGAAUCCAGAAUUUGGAGAUAUUGAUAAAAAUCAUGUGGGAAUCGAUGUGAAUAGCCUGAACUCAACUGAUUCAGCUUCUGCAAUGUAUUUUUCCAAUAAAGAAGGGAAAAAUAUAAGCUUGGGGCUCACAAGUGGGAAUCCAAUGCAUCUUUGGAUAGACUAUGAUGAGGCAGAAAAGUUACUGAGUGUAACACUAGCCCCGAAAGGAAUCCCAAAACCAAACCGGCCUCUGAUGUCAAAACCUAUUGAUCUGUCUCAGUAUCUCUUGGAAUCUAUGUAUGUUGGUUUCUCUUCAGCCACUGGCACACUUGUUACAAGCGACCACUAUGUUCUUGGAUGGAGCUUUAAUAAAAGUGGACAAGCACAAAGCCUUGAUGUUUCGAAGCUUCCUCCACUUCCUCAACAACGGAAAACAAAAGAGAUACCGGUACUAAUGAUCAUGGUUUUGGUCAUAGCAGUAAUACUUGUGCUAAUAACAAUUACUGGAGCUGCUUACAUUAUAAGAAGGAAGAAGUAUGAAGAAAUACGUGAAGAUUGGGAACGGGAGUAUGGUCCUCACAGGUUCAUCUAUAAGAAUCUCUACAAAGCAACCAAAGGUUUCUUAGACAAAGAGCUUCUUGGAGCAGGAGGUUUUGGAAAGGUUUAUAGAGGAAUUCUUCCUUCUUCCAAUAUACAAAUUGCAGUCAAGAAAGUCUCCCAUGAUUCAAAACAAGGGAUGAAGGAAUUUGUGGCUGAAAUCAUUAGCUUGGGCAGGCUGAGGCACAGGAACUUGGUGCAGCUCCUAGGAUACUGCCGGCGACAAGGUGAACUCCUUUUGGUCUAUGAUUAUAUGCCAAACGGAAGCCUUGACAAGUUCUUAUAUAGCAAUGAAAAACCAAACCUUAACUGGCUCCAACGAUUUCGAAUCCUCAGAGGAGUAGCAUCUGGCCUGCUUUACCUUCAUGAAGAUUGGGAACAGGUUGUUCUACACAGGGAUAUAAAAGCAAGUAAUGUUCUAUUAGAUGCUGAAUUAAAUGGAAGACUAGGAGAUUUUGGACUUUCCAGAUUAUAUGACCACGGUACCAAUCCUCAAACAACCCAUGUGGUUGGGACUGUGGGUUAUUUGGCUCCAGAGCUUACUAGAACAAGAAGGGCAACCACUUGCACUGAUGUGUUUGCUUUUGGGGCUUUCAUGCUUGAGGUGGCUUGUGGAAGGAGGCCUGUAGAGCAACAAGGACUUACUGAAGAGGUAAUAUUGGUUGACUGGGUGUUUGAGUGCUGGAGAAAAGGAUCAAUCCUUGAUGCAAGUGAUCCUCGAUUGGAAGGUAAUUAUGUGGUGGAGGAAAUGAAGUUGGUUUUGAAACUAGGCCUGCUUUGCUCACAGUCAAUGCCAGCAGCUAGGCCUAGUAUGAGGCAAGUGACGCAGUUUUUGGAUGGCAAUGCUAAUCUGCCAGAAUUACCAAAUGAAGGUGGUUGUUUUAGUACCUUUAAAGGUAAUGAAGCGUUUGAUUUCUUAUUGUCGAUUCCGUCAACAUCUGGCAAGGGUUCUGCUGCUUCCUUGUCUAGCACUGAUUCAAUCCUCAUAAGCGGUCGCUGAAUUAGUUGUGUAUCAUGCAAUUUUUAGAAUAGACUUUGGAUCAAUGCUUGGGAUAGUUGGGACCAAUUCAACCAGUGGCAAAUUGAAAACUUACUGAUUGCUUGGGGUUGUAGAAGUGAAAAUAGAAACUUUUGAAGCAUAAUGUUGUAUAUAGUCUCGUUUGCUUAAUAUAGAAAUUGCAGUUAAUUUUUAGUCUACUUAUCCUCUACUUUGUACCACGAUAAGAUUAGUUCUAUUGUUGUAAGCUGUAUAGAUCAAUAGUUAUGCAGUAUAUUGCAGA